CAGCUCUGUGCUCCAGCUCUAGCAGAAACUCCUCCGCGUUCCUCAAACGCUAAUCAUUAACUCAGCGAGAGCAGGAAUCUCCAGACGAGUCCGAGCGAAACACCAGGAGAGACGAGACGAGGAGGACGGAGCUGAUCUCCAGCAUGAGGGACGGGCGGACGCUUCUGUUCCAGACCUCGGCUGAGAUUCCAAAGUCGCUGUGAGAGUCUGAUGAUUAGCGCUGGGGAUAGCGGAGAGAUAAGCGCAGGACAGUCCGCUAGUGAGUGCAGAUAAACAUGGACCCACAGCAGCCGGAGCGGGACUGGCAGCAGCUGGAGCCGAGCUAUGGGCUGAAGGUGUUCCUAACAGUGCUGUACUGCCUGAUCCUCAGCAUGGGUGUCCUGGGCAACAGCGCCACCAUCCACGUGGCGCAGGUACUGCAGCGGAACGGGUACCUGCAGAGGAGCGUGGCGGAGCACAUGGUGAGCCUGGCCUGCUCCGACCUGCUGGUGCUGCUGAUCGGGCUACCGGUGGAGCUCUACAGUGCCAUCUGGUUCCCAUUCUUGUCCCGAUCGGGCGACGCUGCCUGCCGCAUCUACAACUUCCUGUUUGAGCUGUGCAGCUACGCCACCAUCCUGAACGUGGCCACGCUGAGCCUGGAGCGCUACCUGGCCAUCUGCCACCCGUUCCGCUAUCGAGCGCUACGUGGCGGCCGGACACGGAGGCUCCUGCUGGCAGCCUGGCUCUGCUCUGCCCUGGUGGCGCUGCCACUGUUGGUGGCCACCGGGACUGAAGGAUACGUGCCCGCAGGCCGCCACACACCUGUGCAGAACCUUACCUUCUGCACCAGCCUGAGCCAGCACUGGGUGAUGUACCGCACCAGCAUCUUCACCGCUUUUGUCUUAUACCUGCUGGUGCUGGCUGGCGUGGCCUUCAUGUGCCGGGCCAUGAUCCUGGUCCUGCGGGCACCCAUGGGCCCUGCUGAAGCCAGCGCUAGCGGAGAUCACAAACACCAGAGCGCUCGCAGCAAAGCCUCCCGCAAACAGACCAUCCUGUUCUUAGUGCUGAUCGUCUGCGCUCUGUUCGUCUGCUGGAUGCCAAAUCAGAUCCGCAGACUGAUGACGGCCGCGGUGCCCAAGUCCUCGUGGACCGCCAGCUACCUGACCGGCUACAUCAGGCUUCACCCGGUGGCCGACAGCUUCUUCUACCUUAGCUCGGUGCUGAACCCGAUGCUGUAUAACCUGUCCUCCCGCCAGUUCCGCUCCGCCUUCCUGCAGACGCUGCUGUGCCGCCUGUCCCUCCAGCACGCAAACAGGAGAACGCUAGAAAACAGUGGUGCCUCCAAGAGCUCCAGUAACACCUUACGGCCCCUACUGCAGCGCUCUCUCAACCGUAUACAGAUGGCCACCAGUGGCAGAGCUACACCACCAUCAUCUGCAGAGAGAAGAGACUCUCUGAACACCACAGACCGGCCCCAGGGUGAAGGAGAGCUGACCUCUGACCCUCAGAACACCACAGACUGGCCACAGGGUGGAGACGAGCUGACCUCUGAGAAGGAGAAGGAGAGAAACCAGCUGACACACUGCCUAACACUGACUGAUGAACAAAUCAGCUGAAGACCACAGGAGAAAACAACAGGACAUGCUGAGGACCAACAUAGACCACGGUUGCAGAACAUGCAGAACACUGUAGACCACUGGGGAACACUGCAGACCCCUGGAGUCCAUUGGGGACCACUGCAGACCACCUGGGAACACUGUAGACCACUGGGGAACAUUGUAGACAAACACUGCAGACUACUGGGUAAGACUGUAGACAAACACUGUAGACCACUGGGGAACACUGUAGACAAACACUGCAGACUACUGGAGAACACUGUAGACAAACACUGUAGACCACUGGGGAACAUUGUAGACCACUGAGGAACACUGUAAACAAACACUGCAGACUACUGGGGAACACUGUAGACCACCAGGAAACACUGUAGAACACUGGGAAACAUUGUAGACAAACACUGUAGACCACUGGGGACUAUUGUAGACCACUGGGGAACACUGUAGACCACUGGGGAACACUGUAGACAAACACUGCAGACCACUGGGGAACACUGUAGACCACAGGGGAACACUGUAGACCACUGGGGAACAUUGUAGACAAACACUGCAGACCACUGGGGAACACUGUAGACCACAGGGGAACACUGUAGACAAACACUGCAGACUACUGGGUAAGACUGUAGACAAACACUGUAGACCACUGGGGAACACUGUAGACAAACACUGCAGACUACUGGAGAACACUGUAGACAAACACUGUAGACCACUGGGGAACAUUGUAGACCACUGAGGAACACUGUAAACAAACACUGCAGACUACUGGGGAACACUGUAGACCACCAGGAAACACUGUAGAACACUGGGAAACAUUGUAGACAAACACUGUAGACCACUGGGGACUAUUGUAGACCACUGGGGAACACUGUAGACCACUGGGGAACACUGUAGACAAACACUGCAGACCACUGGGGAACACUGUAGACCACAGGGGAACACUGUAGACAAACACUGCAGACUACUGGGUAAGACUGUAGACAAACACUGUAGACCACUGGGGAACAGGGUAGACCACUGGGGAACACUGUAGACAAACACUGUAGACCACUGGGGAACAUUGUAGACCACUGAGGAACACUGUAAACAAACACUGCAGACUACUGGGGAACACUGUAGACCACCAGGAAACACUGUAGAACACUGGGAAACAUUGUAGACAAACACUGUAGACCACUGGGGACUAUUGUAGACCACUGGGGAACACUGUAGACCACUGGGGACCAUUGUAGACCACUGUGGACCACCGGGGAACCCUGUAGACCACUGGGGACCAUUGUAGACCACUGCAGACCACUGGGGAACACUGUAGACAAACACUGUAGGCCACUGGGGACCAUUGUAGACCACUGAGGAACACUGUAGACCAUUGGGGAACACUGUAGACCACUGGGGACCAUUGUAGACCACUGGGAAACACUGUAGACAAACACUGUAGGCCACUGGGGACCACUGCAGACCACCGAGGAACACUGUUUAAGAUUAAGUUUCUGUUUACCAGUAGAGUGACCGCUGCUGGCCAGCUAAACCAACCAAACACCCCAGAAUAAGCUAAUGAAGUAGUGGAGUACCAGAGCUGUGUGUGUGUAUGUGUGUGUGCUCAGAGUUAUGAGGACGCCCUCUACUGGUCAAUCGAGGACUUUAUAAUCAUGAGGGAUUCUGCAGGUGUGUGUUCUCCAGGUGUGUGUGUGUGUGUGUGUGUGUGUGUGUGUGUGUGUGCAGUGGUCAGGACAUGUUUUCUGCACAUCUCGAGUGUUUAAAGUAAAUGGACGUCACUAUUGGUCAAUUCAAUAAAGUAUUUUUCAGAAUAAACAAAGACUACAGGUG
Molecule: messenger RNA, 3416 nt
Organism: Danio aesculapii
Lineage: Eukaryota; Metazoa; Chordata; Actinopteri; Cypriniformes; Danionidae
Gene: gpr39
Product: G protein-coupled receptor 39
Exons: 2
Coding region: 276-1595 (439 amino acids)
Biological process (GO): G protein-coupled receptor signaling pathway
Cellular component (GO): membrane
Molecular function (GO): G protein-coupled receptor activity
Source: RefSeq, a predicted model, not a curated record